Molecule: messenger RNA, 662 nt
Organism: Fragaria vesca subsp. vesca
Lineage: Eukaryota; Viridiplantae; Streptophyta; Magnoliopsida; Rosales; Rosaceae
Exons: 3
Coding region: 83-412 (109 amino acids)
Source: RefSeq, a predicted model, not a curated record
UCAUAAUCUGCAUCACUUUGCAGUAAGAAAGAAAGAGAGAAAGUUUCUUUCAUCUUUCAAACAUACCAGGCUGCUCAUCAACAUGGCUCUAUCUAUGCGUGGCUUCAUACUUGGGGCUCCAAAGCCAAACAGCAUCCAACUUCCCAGUUGCAAGUCCUAUCAACAAAAAGCCAUGACUAUGCUGCAGACACAGCACCACGGUCUUAAAAGUUCCCUGAAGAUUAGUCGCUCACUUAUAACAUGUGCUAAUAAGAAACCCGGCACAGGGAGUGGUCCAAAAAUUAAUCAGACGACAUCAUCGGAGCAACUUUCAGUUUCGAAUGGUAGCAGUCCAUCAAACUCUGAGAGGACCGGCAAGAAAAGUAAAGGAUCAGAUUCAGAAGCCAACGUUACUCCAAAAGCGGCCAACUAAUAUCACCAAAAAUAUGAGUAGCUAGCAACUGAAUAUAUAUGUAUUUAGCAAUGCAAUAAUAUGAGAAGAAUCAAGUUUUUCUUCCGUAAUGAAGUCCUGUAGAGAAUCUGGUGUGAGAAGUACUGUUUCAGUUGUGACGUUCGAUUAUCAUAGAGUUAUAUGUGAAUUAUAAAGGGUUGUCUCUAGCUCUAUAUGUCUCUCCAGUAAUCACUUUUUUGUAUCGAAUUCAUCAGAUUGCUGUCUCUCUCGG